Enterobius vermicularis (human pinworm) is the source of this 699-nucleotide messenger RNA. The record is from the annotation of a GenBank genome assembly. Lineage: Eukaryota; Metazoa; Nematoda; Chromadorea; Rhabditida; Oxyuridae.
AUGAGAAUAAGACCACUGACAGAAUAUUGGCGUUCAAGAAAUGAAUCUGCACCCGUGCCAUCCGAUGCUGUAUCGGGCGCUUCAUCGACUUCAAAUGUGAAUUUAUGUUCAAGUGGUGGCGUCAGUACAGCAGAUUGGGAUGAAGAUGAAAAUGCCAUGAACAAAUUAAACAGUGACACAGAUGUCGGCCAAGAUUUGGAUACGACGUUAGAAAGUACUCCCCCACCUCCACCAAGGGAACGUCGUUUUCCGUCAUUAGCUAGGUCUCACUCAACUCCGCCGUCUGGACAUCUUCGAGAAAUUUCUAAAAUUUUACGGUCACCAAGCUUUUUGAAUGAGUAUAAUAGAGUACGGGUAUGCGACGCAAAUGAUUUGGAGGAUGUACGAGUAGUCCGAAAGAAGGAGGAGCGGAAGCUUCUGUUUGGGCAUGCAUGCAAGUGCUGUUCUAUGUAUUAUGAUGCUCUUGGACUUAGCUCCCCCGAGAAGAGAAAGAGAAUUGAUCAGGUGAUAUCUUCUCGGCAUCGUCACGUAGAAGCUGCUCCAACUACUCCGGAAAAUUACUGGGAGGUGAAGAUGGCUAGCCGAGAAGAACAGUUGCGUCGUGGGCAGAUUUUAGAAACAACCUCGCCAGUCGGUCUUCGUCCAAAAAACCCCAUAUACGCUUCUAAAUCGUUUUGUCGUCGCUUAUUUGAAAAGUAA